This is a messenger RNA of Balearica regulorum gibbericeps (East African grey crowned-crane), 1721 nucleotides long. NCBI's taxonomy places the organism in Eukaryota, Metazoa, Chordata, Aves, Gruiformes, Gruidae. The record is from RefSeq and is a predicted model, not a curated record.
AUGGCACUGAACCCUCCCAUAUGCACUAUGAAAAUGAUGAGAAUUACUUCCGGGGCUAUGAGUGGUGGCUGAUGAAAGAAGCCAAAAAGAGGAACCCCCAAAUUAAACUGAUUGGAUUACCUUGGACAUUUCCGGCAUGGAUAGGGAGGGGUGAAAACUGGCCCUAUGACUAUCCAGAUGUCACUGCUUACUAUGUUAUUUCUUGGAUAUUAGGAGCUAAACAGUAUCAUGAUUUGGAUAUUGAUUAUAUUGGGAUAUGGAAUGAAAGGGCAUUUAGUAGCAAAUAUAUAAAGGUACUUCGACAAUCUUUGGACAGACUGGGUCUAUGGAACGUUGGCAUCAUUGCUGCGGAUGGAGAUUGGAACAUUUCAAAGGAGAUGAUAGUUGAUCCCUAUCUUAAUGAUGCUGUUGAGGUAGUCGGGGCUCAUUAUCCUGGAACAAAAACAGUGCCAAAUGCCUUAUUAACUAAGAAGAAACUGUGGUCUUCAGAAGAUUACAGUACUUUCAAUGAUGAAGUGGGCGCAGGCUGCUGGGCUCGUAUCCUGAACCAAAACUAUGUGAAUGGAAACAUGACCUCAACCAUUGCAUGGAACUUGGUGGCAAGUUAUUAUGAGCAGUUACCCUUUGGUCGAUGUGGAUUAAUGACCGCACAGGAGCCGUGGAGUGGCCACUACAAAGUAGAAGCUCCUAUCUGGAUUACAGCACACACAACGCAAUUUACUCAGCCAGGCUGGUCAUACUUGCAAGUGGAUGGACAUUUAGAAGGAGGUGGCAGUUUUGUAGCUCUGACAGAUGGCAUAGGAAACCUUACCAUCAUCAUUGAAACUAUGACUCAUAAUCACUCUCAAUGUAUCAGGCCUCCACUACCUCAUUUCAGUGUGACACCUCAGAGAGCAACUUUCUACCUCAAAGGAUCAUUUUAUAUGGUGGAAACACUUCAAGUGUGGCAUUCUAGACUUGGUUUUGAAUCUGGAAACUCUAGUCUUUUUGAGCAACUCCAUCCUGUAAAGGUGUGGAAGGGAAGUUUUUCUUUAGAUCUAAACGUGGAUGAAGUCUACACUUUAACAACACUCAAGACAGGGCAGAAAUGUGGUUGCUCAGAGCCUCCACCACCUCAACCCUUUCCUUCAAAUUACAAAGAUGAUUUCAAUAUUCGGAACCCACCUUUCAGUGAAGCCCCAAAUUUUGCAGAUCAGACAGGUGUAUUUGAAUACUUCAUAAAUGCUUCUGACCCAGGAGAUCAUGUGUUCACACUCCGCCAGGUGGUGGUUCAGCAACCCAUCACUUGGGCUUCUGAUGCAGAUCAGACCAUCAGUCUCAUAGGAAAUUUUCAAUGGAUGAACAUGACAGUCACUUGUGACAUCUACAUAGAAAAACAACGUGAUGGGGGCGUGUUUAUUGCAGGAAGAGUUGACAAUGGUGGGAUAUAUGUUCGACGUACCAAAGGAGUUUUCUUCUGGGUUUUUGCAGAUGGCACCUACAGAGUCACUGGUGACCUCGCUGGAGAAGAAAUAUUAAUGAAAGGACUCUCUGGUGUCCGGGAUAAUACGUGGCACACACUUACUCUCAACAUUCAGGGCACUUCUGCCUCAGGACUGUUAAAUGGUUAUCCACUCUGGGAGAAUGUCACCAUUUCUAAACCAAGUAAUGGCUGGGCUGCUAUUGGAACUCGUUCGUUUGAGUUUGCACAGUUUGACAACUUUCAUGUUGAAGCUAGCUGA